AGGCUUGAGCUUUCUCGGCUUCCGUAGCUCGGAGUCGCGUUUCCCAAGCCAGCGGUCCCGGGUCGCUGCUAAUUAGGGUAGGUUCCGCAGCCCUACAGGCGGAGCCAGGGUCCGGAGCCUUCAGCUGGGGCAGCAUGGCUGUGUUCCGAUCGGGACUUCUAGUGCUGACGACGCCUCUGAGCUCCCUGACCCCUCGCCUGGUGCCCAUCCUAACCUCAGCAGCCCAGCUGGUGAAUCACACGCUCUAUGUCCAUCUGCAGCCUGGCCUGAGCCUGGAAGGCCCUGUUCAGCCUGAGUCCAGCCCUGUGCAGGCCACGUUUGAGGUCCUCGAUCUCAUCACGCACCUCUACGCAGGCGCCGAUGUCCACAGGCACCUGGACGUCCGAGUCCUGCUGUCCAAUAUCCGAGCCAAGAGUGCCUUUCUGCCUCCCCAGUUCAGCUCAGUCCAGAACCUGGCCCGCCCGCCAGAAGUGGUACUGACUGACUUCCAGACGCUGGAUGGCGGCCAGUACAACCCAGUCAAGCAACAGCUAGAGCGCUAUGCCACCAGCCUUUACAGCUGUUGUCCGCAACUGGCUUCGGUGCUGCUGUACCCCGAGUAUGGGUCUACGGAGGUAUCCGUGGAGCCCCAGGAUGCCCCCUCAUCCUCUACCAUCAAGCCAGCCUCCCCUGUGGCCAGGUCUCCAAAGCAGCCGGUGCGUGGCUACCACCGUGGAGCCGUGGGUGGCACGUUUGACCGCUUGCACAAUGCCCACAAGGUGCUCCUCAGCGUCUCAUGCAUCCUGGCCCAGGAGCGACUUGUGGUAGGAGUAGCAGACAAAGACUUGUUGAAGAGCAAGUUGCUCCCUGAGCUGCUCCAACCCUAUGAAGUACGUGUGGAACAUCUGAGUGAGUUCCUGGUGGACGUCAAGCCCUCCUUGACUUUUGAUCUCAUCCCCCUGCUGGACCCCUACGGGCCCGCUGGCUCUGACCCCUCCCUGGAGUUCCUGGUGGUCAGCGAGGAGACCUACCGUGGGGGGAUGGCCGUCAACCGCUUCCGCCUUGAGAAUGACCUAGAGGAGCUUGCCUUGUACCAGAUCCAGCUGUUGAAGGACCCAAAACACAUGGAAAAUGAAGAGGAUAAAGUCAGCUCCUCCAGCUUCCGCCACCAAAUGCUUGGAAACCUGCUGCGGCCACCAUAUGAGAGGCCAGAGCUUCCCCCAAAUCUCUAUGUGAUUGGGUUGACAGGCAUUAGUGGCUCCGGGAAGAGCUCAGUAGCUCAUCGGCUGAAGGGCCUGGGGGCAUAUAUCAUCGACAGUGAUCACCUGGGCCAUCGGGCCUAUGCCCCGGGUGGCCCUGCCUACCAGCCGGUGGUGGAAGCCUUCGGACCAGAUAUUCUCCAUAAAGAUGGCAUCAUCAACAGGAAGAUCCUAGGCAGCCGGGUGUUUGGGAACAAGAAGCAGCUGAAGAUACUCACAGACAUUAUGUGGCCAAUUAUCGCAAAGAUGGCCCAAGAGGAGAUGAACCUGGCCGUGACUGAGGGAAAGCAUGUGUGCGUGAUUGAUGCCGCCAUGCUGCUUGAAGCCGGCUGGCAGAACAUGGUCCAUGAGGUGUGGACCAUUAUCAUCCCUGAGACUGAGGCUGUCCGGCGCAUCGUGGAGCGCGAUGGCCUGAGUGAAGCUGCGGCACAAAGCCGGCUGCAGAGCCAGAUGAGUGGGCAGCAGCUUGUGGACCAGAGCCACGUGGUGCUGAGCACACUGUGGGAGCCACAGGUUACCCAGCGCCUGGUGGAGAAAGCCUGGAACCUCUUGCAAAAGCGCAUUCCCAAGAUGCCAUCAGGCCCAUGAGUGACCAUGAGUUCUCUGUGGGGUCAGAUUGGCCCCUGGAGCUGACAAGAGACCCAGUGGUGAGAGGAGUGAGGGCCUCAAUGCUUGCCCUGGCUCGGACCUAGGGGGCUGGAAGCUGAGCUGGGCAGGGCUGGGCCUACUCAGCCUGCUCGUAUGUGGCCAGCACUGAGGAUGUGGCUUAUGGAAGAGCCGGCCCCUAUGCCGUUCCAUCCCCACUCUGGUUCAGGUGUGUCUUGUGAUAUCCACAGCUGAUGGGCCAGGGCAAUCACUGGAACUUUUAACAGAAUUAAAGAUGAAUGUUUCCAGGUGAAUGUGUUGUGUCUGCUUCCUGCUCCGAUACCUGUGGGUAUCUCUGGAACCCUUGAGUUGCAAGUGUGGGGCUCAGGCAUGAGCUGGAAGCCGGAGAGUGCAGUGGUUAAGAGCAUGGGCUUUGGAGCUAGCCAAACUGAGGUCAGCCCUGGCCUACCACUGACUAGCAGUGUGCUUUUGGAUACGUCACAGACUUAUCUAGGGACCUUAGUUUCCUUACCUGUAAAGUAGGAUAAAUUGGCUCACAGGGUCUUUGCAAGGAACAAGUAUACUGCCAGACUGGCCUGGGUGUUGGGAGAUCAUCCCUAAACAAGCCAGACGGCAUCUCUGCCCUCACAGAGCUUGCAGCCUGGUGGGGU
This is a messenger RNA of Loxodonta africana (African savanna elephant), 2494 nucleotides long. It is a transcript of the gene COASY, whose product is annotated as Coenzyme A synthase. Gene Ontology annotation, molecular function: pantetheine-phosphate adenylyltransferase activity; ATP binding; dephospho-CoA kinase activity. Bases 135 to 1826 code for a protein of 563 amino acids. Gene Ontology annotation, biological process: coenzyme A biosynthetic process. Lineage: Eukaryota; Metazoa; Chordata; Mammalia; Proboscidea; Elephantidae. The transcript has 10 exons. The record is from RefSeq and is a predicted model, not a curated record.